AUUGGGAAAGAAUCGACCUAUUGAGAGAGUUGAACUUUUCAACACGAGGAAUAGGAAAGUCAUUUGAUGUUGGUUCUUCUGUGGUAUCUAAACUUGUAAAAGAAAAAGAGAAACAGGAAAGAUUAAAGAUCGAGAAAGAUCCAGAUGUCUACGAAUUCUAA
Messenger RNA from Racocetra persica, 161 nucleotides. Lineage: Eukaryota; Fungi; Glomeromycota; Glomeromycetes; Diversisporales; Gigasporaceae. The record is from the annotation of a GenBank genome assembly.